This is a messenger RNA of Cladocopium goreaui, 1478 nucleotides long. NCBI's taxonomy places the organism in Eukaryota, Dinophyceae, Suessiales, Symbiodiniaceae. The record is from the annotation of a GenBank genome assembly.
GGGCUCGGCUGCACAGGCUCACGACCUGACGAUCCAAAGCGUGGUCGAACCAGAAGUGUGUCAUGGCAGCGCCCUUGACCUUGGCCAAGGAGAAGAAACCUGCGGCAUAUGGCAACAUCAUGCGCAGGAUGACGAGCCGUGUGAACCAGUUGCAUGAUGAGCUGGCGCUGGAGAGUGUGACCAACAUCGAGUUUGAGCAGUCCUCGCGCCGUUCCUUCGAAUUUCUUCAGAGCCAAGUUCGAACUCUGAAAGAGGCCUUCAACACCUUGACAGACACCAUUUUGGAAGAGAUCGAUUUCCUCAGUGGUACCGUUCGGGGUGAACUCUGGAGGCUAGACGAGCGGCAGACGGGAUUUGAGAAAGCGCUGGUGCGUGACUGCCAUGAUCAGCAGCUGCGGCAACAGCAACAAGUGCAGCAAGUUCAUCAGCAAUCACAGCAAUUACAGCAACAUUCUCAGCAGCUUCAACAGCACUCCCAGCAGAUCUCACAGCAUGCGCAGCAACUGAGCCAACAGACCCAGCAGUACCAGCAGCAGUCCCAAAAGUUGCAGCAACAAUCUGCGCAGUUGCACCAAAUGUCCUCGCAGAUCCAACAGCAGCUGCAGCAGAGUCAGCAGGCAACACAGCAAAUGACCCAACAAUCACAACAGUUGCAGAGCCAACUUCCACAACAGUUGACCCAACAGCUGCAGCAGCAGCUGCAGCAGCACUUCACCCUGCAAAUCCAACAGGAGCUUGCCAAACACUCACAAACCAUGAAGGAAGCGAUCAAAGAGGAGGUUGCAACCUUGGCAACUCGAGUCCAGGACUUACAACAGCAGCAGGAGAAAGGCGGUCAGUCGAAUCAGCAGAUUCAACAGCUGCAGAUGGACUUUCAGCGACACCAGACGAGCUUUGCGGACCUGGAGAAGCGAGCGGAACUCAUGGCGCAAGACCUUGACACAGUGCUGCAAGUGGUGCCCAAGGUUGAGGAUACCAUGUUGAAGACGACAGGCCAUUUGCAGGAGCGCAUUUCCAGUGCUGCAAUGGAUGUCUCUAAGCUCAAUGAUGCUGUGGCUGUCGACCGCAUGAAGGUCUCAGGCACCACGGAACGCCUCGAAGGCCGGAUGAAGUCCCUGGAGUCCGACCUGCGGGAGGAGCUUGAGCAGAAGCACUUGAAGCUGCAACGAAGCAUCACAAGGCAACUGGAGAGCAUGAGUAGAGCCUUGAUCGAAUCUGAGCGAGGAAUGCCAGGGAUGACCAUGCAACCUGAUGUGGGCCUCAUGGGUUCCGGGCAACUCGGGCAACGGCAGGUGGACUUUGAGAUGCCGGGCACAGGUGGUCUCGGAGGUCUCGAUCCCAUGCAGCAAAGCAUGCAAUCCGGGUUUGGGACCUCCCGUGUUCAGUAACAUGAUCAUCCGUGAUCCAAACUUAAUGAGUGGCCAAUGAAUCAACAGCCCAACAUGGCCAGUGCAGCUGAGUUGGGAGUGCCACGGGCC